AUGGCCUCUCUUAUUUCAACCCUCAGCAUCCUAGCGCUCGCCGCAACCCACGCCUUCUCCCACGUCAUCAUGGUCGAACCCCACCCCUUCAACCUCGACACAGAACCCCUCUACCAAACCUGGCCUCUCAGCGAAGACCUCCCCUUUCCCUGCCAAGGCCGCACCCAGCACCCGGAGCAAGUCACAAAGGUAACAGCCGGUAAAACCCAGCUCGUCAAGUUCUGGGGCAGCGCCGUCCACGGCGGCGGAUCCUGUCAGUUCAGCGUCGCCUACGGAAAGGAACCCCCCAAGGAUCCUAAGAAGUGGCACACCAUCUACAGCAUCAUCGGCGGUUGUCCCGCUGAAGCUGAAGGUAACAUUGCAUCUACUGGUACAGAUCCACAUGGUCGUGAGAACGGCAAUGAGUGUGGGAAUGAUACGGGUAAGGAGUGUACUAAGCAGUUCAACAUUCCUAUUCCUAAGGAUAUGCAGAAUGGACCGGCGACGUUUGCUUGGACUUGGUUCAACAAGAUCGGUAAUCGCGAGAUGUACAUGGUCUGCUCUCCUAUUGAAGUCGUAGGUGGAAAGGAUGAUAGUAGCUAUGUUGAUACUCUGCCUGCUAUUUUCCGUGCCAACAUCCCUGGGGAGUGUACUACUGGUGCCAGUGGAAGUGUCAUCAACUUUCCUGAGCCUGGUGAUUUCGGUAAGAUUUAUGAGCAGGGUACGCCUGGGAGUGAGGGUACUUGUGCGAAGGGUGUUGAGCCGAACUUUAAGGAUGAUGCUGCUGCGCCUGAGCCGGAGAAGCUUGCUGAGUCUGGUUCUCCCGCACCCGCUCCUGAACAGCCCUCUGCUCCCGCCAAACCCUCAGUCGUUCAGCCCCCCGCUCAGUCCACUGACGCUCCCGCCCCCGUUGACUCAGCCAAGCCUGAGGCCGGCGCUCCCGCUUGGUCUGGUGAGUUCCAGGCUUGUCCUUCUGAUGUCAAGUCUGGCAUGAUGCACUGUUUCUCCGAGACUACUUGGGGUAUCUGCAAUGGGGGCUGGGCUUUUGUCUCCAAGGUUGCUGAGGGUACCAAGUGCAUUGACGGUGCUAUUGCUGCCGAGUAA
Messenger RNA from Fusarium oxysporum Fo47, 1083 nucleotides. RefSeq lists its product as uncharacterized. The coding region runs from base 1 to 1083 and encodes 360 amino acids. Lineage: Eukaryota; Fungi; Ascomycota; Sordariomycetes; Hypocreales; Nectriaceae. The transcript has a single exon. The record is from RefSeq and is a predicted model, not a curated record.